Cuculus canorus (common cuckoo) is the source of this 8389-nucleotide messenger RNA. It is a transcript of the gene SMYD3, whose product is annotated as SET and MYND domain containing 3. NCBI's taxonomy places the organism in Eukaryota, Metazoa, Chordata, Aves, Cuculiformes, Cuculidae. The transcript is spliced from 12 exons. Gene Ontology annotation, molecular function: histone methyltransferase activity; protein binding. The record is from RefSeq and is a predicted model, not a curated record. The coding region runs from base 1941 to 3227 and encodes 428 amino acids. Gene Ontology annotation, cellular component: nucleus.
GAGCAUUGGAACAAGCUGCCCAGGUAAGUUUGGCAAAGUGUUCCUGGUCAGACUUGCAUCUAACCUCAGCAUAUAAAAAAAAUACCAUACACCAUCCCUGGAGAUGUUCAACAAGCAUGUAGAUGAGGCACUUGGGGACAUGGUUUAGUUGGCACGGCGGUGUUGGGCUGACAUCUGGACAGGAUGAUCCUAGAGGUCUUUUCCAGUCUUAAUGAUUGGAAUAAUAUGAUCAGUUGCCAGGUUGGAGGGGCUCUCUGGUUUCCUGCAGCCCCUUGGAGAACACUGCCCUGGGCUGGGGCUGAGGAGAGCCCUCCACCCUGCAGAAGAGGGUGCCUCCUGCCUCCCUGCAGCGGAGGGCCCUGGGGAUGUUUGCUUCAGUACAAAGUGUAUGCUACCUCCACCUGUCCUCAUGCCAUUUUUGUUUCCGUAUGACAUUUUUCCAGUUCCAUGUCAGGGUUGAGGCUGAGUCAGUGUGGAAAUGAAACAGGAAUGGUACAGGACAGAGCUACUGUGGCAGUUUAAAAUUUGUACCACUUUGGGUAGUGGGAGGUGUGUGUCCUGGUGUUACCUAAAAUUAACAACAAAAUCCUCCUAAAAAAAAUAUUUUGUUUAGAUACAAGACAUUAAUUAGGAUAAGAAGUUCAUCAGGUAAUACUGAAACAAUCACAAAUUCUCCCUGCCUGAUAUCCCUUUCCCUGUUUCAUCACACAUUUUCAGCCUUGAACUGAUUCACUACUGAGUCUGUCAUUUUCUUAAGACUAAGUGUUUAUGUCCCCGAGCAGAGGCCAGGACGUUUGUAGCAGCUAUUGUUUGCAUCUCUGGGGAGAUAUUUGUAUGUUUGUAGUUGAUACACCAAGUGUCUGUGUCUCUGAGAUCAUGGUGUUUGUAGUAAAUAAAUGAGGUGUAAAACACAUUCUCCCUAUCCCCUUGGGUAACACUGGGCAGUCGGGCUGCAGAAUUUCCCACCUCACUGUUAACAGGAUUUGUGAUUAGACAUUUUCUCUCUGCCUCAUUCCCUUAAAAAAUAACAAAGCUAUGAAGCCAAACGCCCAACAAGCUCCCUGUUUGUGAUCUGCAGCAUGUGCUGCCUUAACCAGAAACCCUGAUUGCUUUAUUCUGUUCAGCACGCAGGGGGGUGGACUACUGUCCUAUUAAGCUCCUUUCAGUGAUACAAGAUAGUAGUCACUGUUACAUUAAGUGGAAUAUUUUUUAAGCUAAAGUAGAAUUAAGUUUACUCUAAGUAAUUCUGGUUUUUUUUGAGAGAAUGUCCCUCUGAUAGCAUGUUUUUGUUCAGUGUUUUCCCAGACACUGUUCAUUCUUUGGAGAUGACCACGUCUUGUGUGAAGCAUGAUUUGUGCUGAACAGUUGUGUCUGCUGUGAUCAUCUCUGCAGCCUUUCCCUGUCUCCAAGGCAAGCUCAGGCAGAGCUGGCUCCAAAGCUUCAAAUGAGCAAGGGAUUUGACUGUUGUGAAGUUCAUAAUAACAUUAAAAUUAGACCUUGGCAAGUAAUAGAAUAUGCGUAAGAUUUCUGGGAAAGUUUAUACACAUGCAUUUAAGUGGGAAAUGCAUCCUGUCCCAGCACCUGUCUGGCUGCACACGAUGGAUGGAGAUCGCUCCCACCUGCUGCCCAGCCCUGAUACAGGAAGCUCGCUUUCUCAAACUCCCAAACGAGCCUUAGAGCGUUUAUUUGCCGGCAUUUUCAGUAUCACCAGCCCAAGGACUACUCUCCGCCUCUACAGCCUCGCCGAUCACCCGGUCUCUCCCAGGAAAAACGCUUUUGGAAGGCGCCCCCCCCCAAGCCCCUGCAGAAGGCGGCGGGAGGCUACCCCACGGCCGCUGCCCGGAGUUAAGAUGGCGGCGGCAGCGCUGAGUCACGUGGCGGCAGACGGGGCGGCCCUCCCCUCGCCCUCUCUUCCCCUCCGUGGCGGCGCGUGCGGGUGAAUGGAGCCGGCGGCGCUGGAGCGGUUCCCCAGCCCGGGCAAGGGCAGCGGCCUCCGCUCCCGCCGGCGGGUGCGUCCCGGAGAGCUGCUUUACCGCGCCGAGCCUUUCGCCUACGUCGUCAGCAGGGAGCAGCUGGGCGGCGUGUGCGGACGCUGCCUGCGCAGGAAUGAACAUCUGAACAGAUGCUCUCAGUGUAAGGUUGCUAAAUACUGUGGUAGAUCUUGCCAGAAAGAAGAUUGGCUGGAUCACAAGCAGGAAUGCAGGUGUCUUAAGAGCAUCCAGCCUAAUUUUCCUCCAGACUCUGUCAGACUUGCCGGCAGGAUUGUUUUUAAACUACUUAGACAAUCAGCAUGUCUUUCUGAGAGACUCUACUCUUUUUCUGAUCUUCAGUCAAAUAUUGAACAGUUAAGUGAAGAAAUGAAAGACGGCCUGAGGCACCUCGCAAAGACAUUGCAACUGUAUUUGAAAACAGAGAUCCAGGAUGCGUCUCUCUUGCCACCUGCAAUUGACUUUUUUCAGAUCUUCACAAAAGUGACCUGUAACUGUUUCACCAUCAGUAAUGGAGAGAUGCAGGAUGUUGGUGUUGGCCUGUAUCCCAGCAUGUCUUUGCUGAACCACAGCUGUGACCCAAACUGUGUGAUCGUUUUUGAAGGAUACCAGCUUUUACUUCGCUCCAUUCGAGAGAUCCAGAUUGGUGAAGAGCUCACCAUCAGCUAUAUUGAAUCACUGAUGCCCACCAGCGAACGCCAAAAGCAACUGAUGCGCCAGUAUUGUUUUGAAUGUGAUUGUCUUCUCUGCCAGAAUCAAGAUAAGGAUGCUGAGAAACUGGCCGGUGAAGAACAUGCCUGGAAAGAAGUCAAAGAUGCUGUAAACGAAGUGAAAUAUCCAAAAUCAAAAGAAGAAUGGCAGCAGGUUCUGGCAAGAUGCCAGAAUCUCUUGAGCAGCAAUAUGGGUAGUCUUCCAGACUCAAAUAUCUAUCAGCUGAAAAUGCUUGACUGUGCCAUGGAUGCCUGUAUUAACCUUGGAUCCUGGGAAGAAGCUUUGUAUUAUGGCAGCAGGACUCUGGGACCGUACAGACUGUAUUAUCCUGGUUUUCAUCCACUAAGGGCUGUCCAGCUAAUGCGAGUGGGCAAACUGCAGUACACUCAAGAUAUGUUUCCUCAAGCGCUGGAGACCUUGAAACAGGCCUAUAAGAUCAUGAAGGUGACCCAUGGGACAGAUCACAGCUUGAUGCAAGCCUUGAUGGAGAUAAAGGAACAAUGUGAGGCUAUCAUGAGAAUACAGUGAAGAAAACCUCCAACCUGGAAAACAAAAUGUUCAAGGGAGAAGGAAAUCAAAUGUUCUGUAUUGCAUUGGGAAGCUUCUCAGUGAUUUUGGUGUCUUUUCAUUAGGUCCUACUUGCUGUACAAAAAUGUCUAGUAUUUAUUAGUUUUGCUGUAUGAUCCAUAUUGAGUUAAUGUUUGGAGGAAUAUCUGUGAUUUUUAAAGGAUUUUUUUUCCCUACCAAACAAUCUAAUUGACAAUGUCUAAUUAAUAAUUUACAACAGCUAUUUUAAUUGAUAAUAACUAUUGGGAAAUUUAUAGAGUCUUCAUCAGUUACAAAGUGAUAUAAUUUCAUUGAUAACAGCAGUUGAUUUUUCAUACCAGUUUAUGCCAGCAAUUAAGGAUAUCAUAUCAGACGUGAUAAGUACAGAGAAUAUAUUUUUUCCCUUUAUUUUGCCCUUAGGUGUAGUUUCUAAAAGCCUGAUCCAGUGCUCUUUGACAUCAAAUAAGGGUUUCCCAAUGUUCUAAAUGAGAUUUUCCGCCCUCCCAAUAUAUCUGCAGCCGUCUGGCUCUCUUCUUCUUGAAUUUCAUGUGUUACAGUAUUGAAUAUUAAAAUGGAUUGAACUAAAAAUUUAAUCAAAAUUGUAUCUAUGUGAAAAUUGCUUACUCUGCUUUCUCCCCAGUUUGCUUCAAGAGUUUCUCGCUUCAUAACAACUUUAAAAAAGAGAGAGAUUUGGACCUGUGAGCUCAGUGAUGUGAUUUCUAGACUUUUCUGAGCCUGUGUGGUUUGGAUUUCACUUACCCAAAUAGUGAAGCUCUGAGACCUACAGAUGACUGCUUCGCAAGGAGGUCUUUCUCCCUUGGGAGAGAGAAGGAUGCCUUGGAAAGCACCGGCACCCUAUUUCCCCGCACUCAUCAGCAAGAGAAUAGUUCUUGCCAGAGCUGGUUACUUCCAUUUUUACACAGAAACAAAUGUUAACAAAAGCCAAAUACCGAUGAGGAACAUUGAAACCUAAAUAAUUUAAGGCCUUUGAAAAUAUCACUUCAGGUGUAUCACUCCUCUCUAACAAUUUAUUGCUGUUACUUCAGCCAUGACUGUUAUUUCAUUAAUCCAUCGUUGUUGUAAAGUCAAGCUUUUUUCACACCAGUAACUCAAUACCAUUAAUUAAUAUGAGAUGAGAACACAUUUAAAAAGAAAAUGAACACUCUGGGCGUAAUUUACAGCCACAGCACAUGAAUGCCAACACAGAGGAAGAUAUCUCCUUUCAAGGCGUUUGAAUUUGUUCCAGCAUAUGGAGCAUUCACUUGCCCAGCAGUAAUAUGCAAGCAAUAACCUAUGAAAUGCAGUGCAUUCCUGGAGUAUGUAGCAUGGCUUUAUGCCAGAGGCCAAGUCGUAUCAGCCACCCAAGAAGUGCAAUAAUCCUCACAGAAAUUCACUGGUUGGUUGGGUCUUCUUGCUCUUAUGAAAAGGAAAUUAUCUGGGGGAAAAGGUCAGACCUUUGCAUUUACAUGGGAUUUCUGACAAAGUAAUGGCAUCACUGAUGGACAAUCAGAAAAUAUGAGGGUUACUCAGUCUCCAAGAGAUAUUUUCUGGUUAUAAAAGGGCAUAUGCAUAUUAGAAAUCACAUCCUUUUGAAUAAAGAUGGUGUUUAUGUUACCUAAUAUUAAGAUUUGCAGAUUAAAGGGACUUCAGAAUGCAAGGUAAGACAAUGCAUUAGUUUAUGCAGCACAUACUAGGAGGUGGCCUGCCAACUCUUGUGUAUGCAGACACCUGAAUAGAUGAAGUGCAGCAGGGCAAGUCUCUUUUGGGAAAUGGAGAAGGAGCAUGCUAUGUUGGCUGCAGAGCAUUACAAAGGCCAAGUGUGUUGCCAGGUGCGCAGAUAGGGCUGGAGGAAACUGAUUUACAGCUCACUGAGCAAUGCAAGAAACCAAAUUGGCCUCAGGUUGGUUUGUGGCUCGUGUUUCCAGAUCAGUGUCCUGAGUGCUGCCACAUUGUCUGCCCUGCCUGGCCUUCCUCUCUGGGCUGGUCUGCAGAGAUUUCUUAGUAUAGGGGCAUAAAUUCAUGCUUUGUAUUCAUUACUGUUGGUGCAAAACUUGCACUUCUUUCAGCUUGGUCAGGGAAAGAGUCAAGUUUUCUGGUUGAUUUCAGUCAUUUACUGAGUGGUUUCCCUUGGAGGUUCACAUGUACUAACACCACCAGCAGGGCUGCUGAUGCUGCAGAGGAGGCUUUUGCAGGUGGAUUUUUCUCUCCCAGUAUUCCCACUCCAGCCUACGUGAAAAAGGCAGGCCGGUGACUACAGAGAGAUUUAAAUGCAUCAUUUGAAAGUGUGGUAGAAGCAAGUGUGUCGACGAGGAAGGAACAUUAGAUAAGCACUCAUUUCAAAUCAAGUAAUCUUAUUUUUUUCGGCUCAGACUGAGAGUAGUUGGAGUUGCCUUUGCACAGACGUCGUGUUUUGGCAUUCAAGAAUAAUAUCUGUCAAAUUUUUCAAGUGGUAUCAGCUUGCUAAGAUAAAGAAGCUAAAGUCAGUGAGAGGCAGACUAUGUCGUUAUCUGUAAUGCUGGCAGACUUGCUGCUUCCUUCCAGCAGGUCAGAGGUGUUCCAGUACCUUUUGGAAAGUAAUAGCAAUUGGAGUUCUUCAUAAGGUUUAGAAAUAUAUUUUGAGUUACUUUUGAUUUGUAACUGUCCCUUAAAUUACUCCAGAAGCAAUAAUGUUAUUUGCACGUGGAGGAAGCAUUGCAUUGUAGGCUUGCCUUUGGAAGAAAAGCAGUACCAACACUCAGGAAAAAAACAUGGGGGUUUAUAUAGUUUUGCUAAGAACAGUUGAUACCAAUUGAACAAAACAUCUGUCUUUAAAAGAAAAAAAAAAAAAGUAGUUCCUAAACUAUGCUGUUUCUUUAUGCAUGGUGUAAUUCUCUCUAUCCACACCCUUGAGGUAUGCUGACCUGAUGCUAGAAGUAAAAACUCUCUGGGUCCUUAGCAAACAGAAACUCCUGUGCAUAGCAGAGGCAGUAGAAAGUAAAGACACUCAUGAUAAAAUGCAGUGAACCAAUUUUUCGAAACUGUGACCUUGAGUCUCCCUCUAUGUGGAGCUGUGCGUGGGUAUCUGCCAGCAAAACUCUCCUACUACUCAACCCUUUCUCUGUUUCACUCUACAAAUCUGUUCUCUGAUGGCUUGGUUUUUUAAGCUAGCUUAUCUUAGACUUGUUAUAUUUUAACACAGCACGGUUAUGAAAUACAGAGGCUAUUUCCCUGCACAGCAUAUUCCAAAUAGUCAUUGGCCGCUGCAAUUGUCUUAAUGAGCAGAGUUAUGUUUUUCACAGGGGUUGUGCCAAUUAUGAGGAUUUUUUUUUCUCCCUGAUUCAGAAUUAAAUCUCCCAUAAGACAAGGAGGAGAAGGAAAGUCUUACAGUUACGGAUGUAGAGUUCUGGCUUGGCUUCUUCACUGCACCAAAAACUGUGUGUGACCUUGGGCAAAUCAGCUAGGGUGAGACUGAUGUUCAUAGUUGGACUUUGUCAUUGUGGGAUGAGGAGGAUGGAAUAGCAUUAUCAUAUAUUCUUGUAGUUGCAGGCACUGCCUGAGAGUUCCUCCAACACUGACAGUGCUGUGAGCUGCCCCUGCCCAAGUCAUGCUUCCUCCACAUACAGAAAGAUCUGGUCUCCACCCACAGCACUUCAGCAAAUUCUAAAGCACAGUAAAAAAAUCCCAAGUAAAUGCUUUCAGGAAUCUCAGACCAAAGCCAAUUUAAAUCUCCUCUUUCUUUUUCCUUUUUCUUUCUUUUUAAAUGGCUAUUUUCUCUUUCCUAUCAAUAUACAUUUUCCUAUAAAAGUCCUUUUCUUUUCCAUUUCUGAUUUUACAAAGUUAAUCAGCCUGAAAAAACAGUUGAGAUGGCUGUUUCAUAAAAUGUUUCCUACAAGAAUGUCUAAGUGUGUAUUUUUACUGCCCUAAGCAUAAAGAAUGCACAUUAUCUGACUGCAGUCUACUCUUCUUGCCAUUCAGCACAGUGGUUUCUGUUUAUCCCCACAGUAGUGAUGUGUAAGCCAUGCCUAUAUGACUUCCAUUAGUAUUUCAUGGAGAAAGUUAAACAUUUUUAUUUGCUUGGCAAUUGUGAUCAACAUGGACAAAUCAAUUCUAUUUCCAUCAUUCUUUUGUAUGUUUUAAUAAGGACCUUAGAGAUUCCUUCUCCCCCCUCAAAAAAAAAAAAAAAAAAAAAAAAGAAUAACUCAGGCUUACUAAUUAGGCUUCAUACAGUCACCACUCACACAGAGGAACCUAACAAGUUCUUUAUAGUUCCCAGGAGACCAAUUAACCUUCUUUUAAAUAUAUCUCUAUAUAGCUACAGAGACAGGCACACGCAGAAAGGCACAAACACAAAAGCUUUUUCAGUAGUCUCAGAUGCUCCAACUCCUUGUUAACCAAAUUCUGAUGGGGCUUACAGGAAGCACACAGGGCUGAAGCAUCCUGUCUGAAUCCUUUUUAACUCCCAACAUGCCUUAAUGAGGGCAGAGUACAAUCUCUUUUUGCGAGUGACCCCACGACAGGAGGAAGGGGACACUCAUGCAGCCUCUUCCAAAGUUCCCCUCCAUCUCCUUGGCUCAAGCAGGCAGCACUAGCUUUUCUUCCUACCUGGAGCUGAGGAGCCUGCUGUCCCCACUCUGUUUCAGCUAAGGACUGGUCUAGUGGGGCUGAGGAGACUGGAGGGAAGAGCAGUGUUUUCUUCCUCCGCCCCUCCAAUUCAGCAGCUCUGAUUUGAAGUCCCCAGAGGCUCCGAGUAGGAAGAUGGCAAUUUUACACACUUCUUGGAGGAAAACUGCACUUUAAAUCACAGGUGAUAGCUCUUGAUAAUUCCACUUGACUUUCAGAGCAGGAGCCAGGAGACAGUAAUAGAGAAGGACGUCUGAUGAGAAAAUUACCAGAGCUCCACUCUUCCCCUCCCCCAGGCCCUGCACUCUGCUCUGUGCUACUGUACUUGGCUGUUUACUUUUAAUGAAGCUCCUUUUAAUGAAAGGAGCCUUCCUGUUGUAGCAGGCGCCAGGCGCGAUGCUGAUCAUCCCAUGACGAAACAGGUAGAGGAGAGGUCUCACCAGUUCCUCCUUGUGCUGUCCCUUGCUGAGCUGGGGACGCCCAAGUGAUGUGUCACAAAGUCAUGGAGCUGCCAUCCUUCCCACUGCCAGGAGCUUGCUGCAGGA